AUGUUUUUAACAACUCAAACCCUCACUGAGACAUUGGCAACGCUGGAAGUCCAGCUGAACGGAGACAGUGGACCCUCAUCAGCAACCGGAGGAUCAGGAUCUUCUCCAGGACAGGUCACUGUUAAGGUACCCAGAGAACGUAAACUUCGGAAGUUUACAGGAGUCAGAGACGAUCAUCUGAUUGAGGAUUGGAUACUGGACGCUAAGCGAGCCAUCAGUUCCCAGUCCGAGGCAGAUGCUGUGGACUUCCUCCUAUACCACUUGGAGGGAGCUUCCAAGGAGGAAUUGCGACUCCGGCCAGAUGAGGAGAAAAACACCCCAGAAGCCGUAUUCCAGGUACUACGWAGCUSAUUUGGUGAGGGGCUUACCUCCACACAGGCCAUGAGGAAGUUCUUUGAGUGGUGGCAGAAGGAAACGAAGUCCAUACAGGACUACUCCCAUUCGCUGAUAGUGCUCCUGUCACAGGUGGAACGCCUCAACCCUGGCGCAGUAACUGAAAAAACCUUGGCAUGACUAAAAACAGGUCGGCUAUACGUACAUGUGUUCCUUCAUCCGUAUUUGGUUUGGUUGUAAUUAUUGUCGGUGCUCAAUUUGGUCAUUGUUGUUUUCAAUUGCUUUUUAAUCUGCGAAUUUAAAUGCUCUGUUUUAGAUCGUAACCAUAUAUAAGCAGUUUUAACGCGCUCUUACCAAUGUUUACCGGCCUGAAACAAACUUCCAAGCUUCGCCUAGUUUUUACAUUUAAGAAACGGAAACAGUUUUCAUCGUUGACAAAGAAAUUUCAGGAUCGUAGUGUUAUCAUAGAAACACAAAUAGGCGCUAUCCUAUUGAGAGUAUUUUCUCCGUUUGCGCUCAUUAUUUCUCCCGCAUCCUUAUUUCCCAGCCACAUGUUGUAGAGAAGAGACUGUCAGACAACAAGAACAUGAUAAGCCAGUUGAAACCAUGUUGGCGUUUAAGGUUGGUCGUAUUGGUUGAACAGAAAGUUUACAUUGCCAGAAUGAUUUUUUUGCCCUUUUUCAUUCGACGUAAGCGGUUGGAUUCUACAGUAUAAAUAAACUCAAAAAAAAUGUUCACAAAGGCUAGGUCUGAUCAAUUUAUUUGAGUGUGCAAAAAGAAAAAAAUAUCUUCUAUUCGCCAGACCCGGGACUCGAACUUACGUCUCCGUUAUUUCCUCACUUGUCGUAGUGAGUAGCGCGCACCAAACCACUGCGCCACCCGGCUUCGACACUAAUGUUGGUGGAAAAUUAAUUAUCAAUGCAUACCAGGUUUAACGGCGCGCACUGUGGUCAGCUGCAGCCACGCAAGCAACUAACACAUUUAUGUUACUUUUGUAGUCAUUAAUUUUUUGGGCGAAAGUUUAUCUCGCGAUCGUUCGUCGAAAGAUCUUGCUUAUCUGGACACGUUAAAUUUUGACCUCAGCUUUGGAGUUUGUUAAACUCGGGACGUGUAAGGAGUUAUAACUUUGUCAUUAUUUUCAAUGGAAAAUUAAACGAAUUUUAUCCUGAAAAAAGAAAGUAGCAGAGGGUGGAAUUGGUUAUUUGCGUAUUGGAAAUGUUUAUUUUAAUGUUAUUUUGCUGCACGCAGUCAGUUUGAUUGCUGUUGUGCAAAAAAAAAAAAAAAAAA
Orbicella faveolata is the source of this 1620-nucleotide messenger RNA. RefSeq lists its product as uncharacterized. NCBI's taxonomy places the organism in Eukaryota, Metazoa, Cnidaria, Anthozoa, Scleractinia, Merulinidae. The record is from RefSeq and is a predicted model, not a curated record.